Anolis carolinensis (green anole) is the source of this 2799-nucleotide messenger RNA. RefSeq names its product INO80 complex subunit B (gene ino80b). Gene Ontology annotation, cellular component: Ino80 complex. The coding region runs from base 329 to 1336 and encodes 335 amino acids. Lineage: Eukaryota; Metazoa; Chordata; Lepidosauria; Squamata; Anolidae. The record is from RefSeq and is a predicted model, not a curated record. Gene Ontology annotation, biological process: chromatin remodeling. The transcript has 5 exons.
GGAAAGGAAGGAGAGGAGGAGAAAAAUAAAUAGAGGAGGUGGAAGUAGGAAAGGAAGUAGAUGAUGAAGAGGAAGGGAGGAAGGAAAUACAUAGAGGAGGAGGAGAGGAGAAAGGAAAGGAAGUAGAGGAAGAAAAGGAUGGUGCAAGCCCGGAAGUUAUUGCUCCAACGUGAGUCUAAGAUGUGUAACUCUAUGGAACGCCUUGCUACGCUCUCACCGCUCCGUUGUCCCUGAGACGGAAGCACGUCCCCGGCCGACGGUGUCCGUUCCUAAUUGUGGUCCCCCCGAGAACAAAAGCUGCGGAGUGGCAUUCCGGCGAACUGGAGCGAUGAGCAAAGCGUGGCGGAGAUCGGAAGCGGGCGGCGGGAGAAUGGAGGGCGCCGGGAGGGGUGAUGAGGAUGAGUCCAACAGCCACGGGUCCCACAAGAAAAAGCACAAGAAGCACAAGAAAAAGCACAAGAAGAGACAUCACCGUGAAGACGGAGGCCUGUUGGCAGCGGAAACAAUCCCUGCUCCCCCUAAGCCUCAGCUGAAGCUCAAAAUCAAGCUGGGAGGACAGAUCCUGGGCACCAAGAGUGUGCCAACCUUCACUGUCAUCCCUGAGAGGCCCCGCUCCCCCUCCCCACUGAUGGUUGUGGAUGAUGAGGAGGAACCUAUGGAAGGCGUACCCAUUGAACAGUAUCGAGCUUGGCUGGAUGAGGACAGCAACCUGGAGCCCUCCCCUCUGCCAGAGAUCGACCCCGAAAUGGGCUUCCCGGCCCGUGAAGAGGAAGAGGAGCAGCGCUGGCUGGAUGCCCUGGAGAGGGGCGAACUGGAUGACAACGGGGAGCUCAAGAAGGAGGUGGACGAGUCCCUCCUGACAGCCAGGCAGAAAGCCCUCCUGCACAAGCAGCAGAGCCAGCCGCUGCUGGAGCUGCCCAUGGGCUACAAAGCCAAGGAGCUGACGGAGGAGAUGCUGAUCAAGCGGGAGGAGAGAGCCCGCAAGCGGCGCCUGCAGGCCGCCAAGAAGGCCGAGGAGAACAAGAACCAGACCAUUGAGCGCCUAACCAAGACCAGUAAGGCCAAGGUGAAGACCCUACGAGAGCGCAAAGCCAAAGGGGUGGUGGUCCCCACCGUUUCCUACCGCAGUGCUGCCAAUGGGAUCACCGUCUCCUUCCCCCCGGGGGCCCCACUGCCCCUGCUGCCCUCCACCUUGCCCCCUGUGCCUCCACCCACUUCUUGCGGGGUCGCCGGCUGCCCCAACCUCAAGCGGUACUCCUGCUCCCACACUGGGGUGCCCCUCUGCAGCCUGGCCUGCUACAAGAAGAACCUUCUGCUUCGGGAAGUGGCGGCCUAGAUCCCUCAACUCUCAGCUAAAUGGGGACCUUCUGCUGGUCCUGUUGAGAUGACUGUCGGCAGCCAUAGCACUUCCAGUUGUCCCCUGUGAUUCUAGAGAGGAUGCGGAAAAGAGCAUUUGGGGUGGCUUUCUUCCACACAUGGGCUUGGCACAACACAGGCUGUUCGUUGGCAACAAGGAUUGGACAUGAGGUGGGGUGUAUUCCAUGGUCACAUGUAGCAGUGUGAGAGACAAAGGCACCUGCCACUCUGUACCCAAAGGAAGCUCCAUAGAGAAUAAUGUGGGUCCGCCUUAUUGUGGUUACUCUGUGCCAGCACAGUAGGUUAGUGGAGUGGCAACAACCCUUGAGCCCCUUCUUGUGGGACUGAGACAGUGCCAUCAGCCUGGCAGCGUGGGACCGAUGUUCCCAUUUGAACCCUUUUGAUGUCAGCAGGGGCCUCCUUGCUGCUACUCUUCCACCUUCAGGAAAUUGGAGGAAGCUCUGGCUCACUUGGCUGGACUCUGCAAGUGGUUUCUUUCUGCAGUGUUUAUUGUGAUUGACUGAGAGUUCAGUCAAGCCUGGAGAAUCCCAGGAGGCUGGUUAUUGCCUCCUCCGCUUGUUGCAAAAGAACAAAAGAAGGGCUUCCUUCCAAGGGGAUCAACUUCCAGAAACAGUUUCCAAAGGAAUAGCUGCAAGGGCUUCUGCUUUCUUGAAGCUGCUCACUUUUGGGGUCUCAUAACUACCUGAUCUCUGUCACGAGACACCAGAAAGAAGCACAGCUGAAAAUCUGAGUGGGCAAAUGCACUGAUAUGUUGGGGUGGUCAUGACUGCAGUUGCUUCCUCAAGACAGGAAUAAAUUUCUCUGCUUGCAAUGUGGAGAAGGCAGACAAGACAGGCCUCAUCUUUGGAAGGACAGAAGGGAAGGGACUCAUCCAAGGCAGGGCUAGUAUGUUUCCUCCCAGAGAGAAGCUCCAUCGCUUGAGCUUCAAACAUGGGGCUUAGAGCAUUGGGAUUGUCUCUAACCUCAUGCCUCAUAAGGGGAAGAUCCUGGCAACUGCUUUUUCAGUUUGUUUACUCUUCUGAGAACAGAGAACGGGUAUGUUUAGCAGCCUGUUUAAUAUCCUUUUGAGACUUUUCAAAGGAAAUGUGGUUGGAUAGAGCUUCUGCAGUGGUUUCUAUCCUUCUGUUCUGGAGUAGCAAGACUGGGAUGCAAAGUGGAAUUAUUAGGGAAACCUGAGAUGCUUUAGAGACAGUAGCAAGAUACAGUGAUGGGCAAAGUACAUAUUGUGAGACGAGCUCUGUUCGUCUGUCCUUUUUAUUGUGAAGGAGCCUCAAAUGCCUAGGUGGACACUUUAUAUUCCAACCGUUCAACACCUCCUGGCAUUCUUGGUUGUUUCUAAUUCUAAUACCUUUUUUAAAUAGCUGUUCUUCCAAGUCAUGUCUGUACUUUUAUAAUAAAUUGGUUCUAGACCAGUUGGAAUUU